Protomyces lactucae-debilis is the source of this 511-nucleotide messenger RNA. RefSeq lists its product as uncharacterized. NCBI's taxonomy places the organism in Eukaryota, Fungi, Ascomycota, Taphrinomycetes, Taphrinales, Protomycetaceae. The record is from RefSeq and is a predicted model, not a curated record. The coding region runs from base 273 to 491 and encodes 72 amino acids. The transcript has a single exon.
GCUGCGGUACAAAAGGCAAUGAGCCUAGCUGCGCGCCUGAUGGGGGUGAUACGCCGUAUGUGUAGACCCAGCUGAGCUGAUUUGACUUGAUGAAGACUGCAUUGUCUAUUGCAGAGGUCGCGGUCGUCACACCGACAAGACCUCUUUUGCCAGCAGCCUCGACAGCGUACGCGAGCGCUGUGAUACAGGCUAGGACAUGCAUGUUAUUGUUGUAUGGAAAGAAGAUUGGAGCGGCGCGUCGCUAUAUCUAGCUUUCAGCAACGCGUUUGACGAUGAAGGCAAAAGCUAAGCUCUUGCCCAAGCAGGCCCAAGGAAGAAGCGCAAGUUUGCACAUCAUGUCAUUAUGGUCCUCACUCGGCUGCUUUUACUGCUUCAGCACAUGCACUGCCGGCAUGCAAGAGAUGCCCGGGCGGGCCAGAAGCGAGCGCAAGCAAGAGAGCAAAGGGCGAAAGUAUGGGCCAGGGGCGAUCAGAUGGGAAGUACGCCACUGAGCUUAGAUGCAGUCACAAAC